This is a messenger RNA of Camelina sativa (false flax), 728 nucleotides long. RefSeq lists its product as uncharacterized. Gene Ontology annotation, biological process: protein ubiquitination. The record is from RefSeq and is a predicted model, not a curated record. Lineage: Eukaryota; Viridiplantae; Streptophyta; Magnoliopsida; Brassicales; Brassicaceae. Gene Ontology annotation, molecular function: ubiquitin protein ligase activity. Gene Ontology annotation, cellular component: cytoplasm.
AAGAUUGGAAAUAUGACAUCUGCGUAUCGUCCAAGAGUUAUUGUUAAUGGAACAAGAAGAACAAGAACGUUCCAUUACUUCUAUUGUCGUCAUUGUAGCCGUACCAUUAGGCUGACUAGCUAUGGUCUAUAUGGUCCCUUAUGUCCUUUCUGUUCUAGAGAGAUCAAUCUUCAUGAUGAGCUUGACAUUAUGAGGCCAAGUCGACCUUAUUGGGAUAGCGAUACCGACUGGAUCACGUUUCAUCUUGUCAACCAACCGAGAAGUAACCGGUUCAAUCAUGAUGAUCUAGUUUACAAUACCGACGAGGAAUUCGCUGAUGUGAUGCCUAGCGUACAGAUCGGUCCACCACCUGCCUCGCAAUCCGCCAUCCAGGCUGUGAAAACGGUGAUAAUCACGGAAGAGGAUUUAGCGAAAGAGAAGGUUUGUGCGAUAUGCAAGGAGGAGUUUGAAGUUGGAGAGGAAGGAAAAGAAUUGAAAUGCGUGCAUUUGUACCAUGCAAGUUGCAUUGUGUCUUGGUUGAACAUUCACAACACUUGUCCCAUUUGUCGCUUUGAGGUUAACUUAGGUGUUUCCGAAAGUAACCUAGAAGAAGGAGGGUUGUCUCACCACGUUAACUAUGAUCGAACAAAUCGGUUUAGGACUCGAGUAUGUUCUUUGUGGCCUCUCCGAAUGAUGAUUGAUUGGGUACAUAAUCUCAUAGAUAUAAGAAUAACAAACUCUUGACAAAA